Molecule: messenger RNA, 567 nt
Organism: Menidia menidia (Atlantic silverside)
Lineage: Eukaryota; Metazoa; Chordata; Actinopteri; Atheriniformes; Atherinopsidae
Source: the annotation of a GenBank genome assembly
CAUCGCCCGCAGCCGCUCCCCCCGUCCACCAUGCACCAGAGCGGUCUGUCCAGCCCUGAGGGCGGCGGCGCCUACGGCCUGUCCUCCGGCCGCCACGGCUUCUCCAGCUACUCCGACGGCUUCAUGGGCCCCGCCGCGCCCGCUUCCCCAGCAGCUUGGUGCCGCCCAGAACUGUGCGGCUUGGUCAUGAGCAUCCUGGCUAACCCCGGCAGCGUGUCCUCUCAGCCCCAGCACGACUUCUCCAUGUCCCCGCUCCAAACCACCAUGGACUCCUCCCCCUCCAACAGCAUCUCCACCAGCUGCAGCCAGCGGCCGGCCGAGGCCCCCAUAAAGCCGGUGGACAGUGUCCCCUCCUCGCAGCCGUACUGCCCGCCCACCUACAGCGCCAGCAGCUACGGAGUGGACCCGGCCGUGGCCGCCGCCGGAUACCAGUACAGCCAGUACGGCCAAACUGCUGUGGACUACCUGGCUAAAAACGUCAGCCUGUCCGGCCAGCGCAGGAUAAAGCUGGCUGACCACUCGGCUGUCCUGGGACUGCUGCAGGUGGAGACCGGCCAGGCCUACUAG